Molecule: messenger RNA, 467 nt
Organism: Syngnathus typhle (broad-nosed pipefish)
Lineage: Eukaryota; Metazoa; Chordata; Actinopteri; Syngnathiformes; Syngnathidae
Gene: atp5mk
Product: ATP synthase membrane subunit k
Exons: 4
Coding region: 123-299 (58 amino acids)
Source: RefSeq, a predicted model, not a curated record
AGAACACAACUACUCUGAGUAGGCGGGAUUUCCUUUCAAUUCUAGCAUCGAGGCCUCCGUUGAAGGGCACAGUCUUCUCGCAAUCUUGUCAAGGGUCCUCUGCUCAAAAUUCACAAACCAUCAUGGGAGGUCAUGACGCAGGAACGGCGCACCAGUUUACUGGGUUUGCUAAGUACUUCAACGCCUACACCAUGGUCGGCAGGAGAAAUUGUGUUUUGGCCACAUAUGCCACCCUAGCAGCAAUCGGUCUCUUCUUUAAAUUGAAGCCCAAGAAACAAGCCGCAGUCACUGGGAAGUAAAAUGGGUAUAAACAAUCAACUGUGUUGUGCUUGUGUCCUUUACAGAUGUACAAUUGAUUUGUGUCUGCUGGGAGUGGAGUAGGCAGCUGGAUGUGCUUGGAAUAUAAUGUCUGCAUAGUUUCUUUAUGUUAUCAAUAAAGACCAUUGAUGCCGAAAACAUAAAAACAA